Messenger RNA from Prorocentrum cordatum, 865 nucleotides. The record is from the annotation of a GenBank genome assembly. Lineage: Eukaryota; Dinophyceae; Prorocentrales; Prorocentraceae.
GAUCAAGCGCUUCAGGCACGGAGGCUUCACCGAGCCCGACGAGGAGGCAAGCAUGGUGGAGGAUGUUGAGACGCUGGGGUAUGCUAACUCGAUCGAGGAAGUCUUCCUGCUCACCAUCGGCAAGGGCAUCAGCGAUGGAGGCGCUACACGGCCCGUCGUGGGCGACAAAGUCGAGUACAGCAAGAGUGAUCCACGCUUCCGAUUCGGAAAUGGCAAGACGCUGGAGGCCAAGCAAGCGGUGACACUGACGGUGUGGCCGUUUGGCGUCAAGAAGCAGAUCACGAUCCAUCUCGUCGACGGCUGGACGCCGCUACUGAUCGCGCGACCCUGUAUGGAGGAGUGGGGCUUGAUCCAGGAUUACCGAGCUGGAACGUUCAUGAUGAAGGAUCUCCCUGACAAGGGCUGGAUGGAGUCCGAGCGUGACGAGAAAGGCCAUAUAAUGAUCGACCUGUUGGGUGGAGCUGGGCGCGACGCCGAGGAUGCCAUGAACCAGGGGGCCCCCACCGACGGCGAUGACAGCAGCAGCGACUCGACGGACAAGGACACCGAAGGAGAGCCGGUCAGAGGCGAUGAUGGUGACGACGGAGACACGUCGACACCUGACCCCGACGCCUUUUACCUUGAGACGCGGACGGGGUACUACGAGAUCGGCAGCGACGACGAGACCCUGGCCACGGAGGAGGUCAUGGGCCCAGAGCGCCACCUGAUGGAUGCGGACAACUACUCGGACUUGGUCCUGGCGCUGGAGCAGGCAUCGUCCGACAUGAAGGACACGCUGCGCGGACCACGCAAGAGGCUGGUCCGGGAGGUCUUCGUGGAUCAAGGGGCUUUGUCGCAGGAGCUGAUCGAGUUCCCGCAGAUCUAA